CAGGAUGAUUCCUUUGUACAAGAAGAAGAAGAAAAUCUGCAGUUGGAUGGGCAGCACCAAGCCGAAAUCGCCAUGCAACAACAGCAAAUGUAUCAAGAACAACAGCAACUGGCUAGAAGACAAGAUGAAGAACGCAUGAGCAUUGAGCAAGAGAGGUUGUUCCAGGAACAGCAAGAAGCUGCACGAAGACAAGAGGAACAGAUGAGAUCCUUGCAGGAACAGGAAGCAUUAAGACGACAAGAGCAGGAAUAUGCACGACUGGAACAGCAGAGAUUGUUCCAGGAACAUCAAGAAUCUGCUAGAAAGCAGGAGGAAGAGCGAUUAAGGUUGUUUCAGGACCAACAAGAAGCAGCCAGAAAGCAAGAGGAAGAACGUAUUAGAAUGGAACAAGAAAGAAUGUUCCAGGAACAACAAGAAGCAGCCAGAAAGCAAGCGGAAGAGCGUAUUAGAAUGGAACAAGAAAGAAUGUUUCAGGAACAACAAGAAGCAGCCAGAAAGCAAGAGGAAGAAUGUAUUAGAAUGGAACAAGAACGAAUUUACCAUGAACAACAAGAAGCAGCCAGAAAGCAAGAGGAAGAACGUAUUAGAAUGGAACAAGAAAGAAUGUUUAGGGAACAACAGGAAGCAGCCAGAAAGCAAGAGGAAGAUUGUAUUAGAAUGGAACAAGAAAGAAUGUUCCAGGAACAACAAGAAGCAGCCAGAAAGCAAGAGGAAGAACGUAUUAGAAUGGAACAAGAAAGAAUCUACCAUGAACAACGAGAAGCAGCCAGAAAGCAAGAGGAUGAACGUAUUAGAAUGGAACAAGAAAGAAUGUUCCGGGAACAACAAGAAGCAGCCAGAAAGCAAGAGGAAGAGCAUAUUAGAAUGGAACAAGAAAGAAUGGUUCGGGAACAACAAGAAGCAGCCAGAAAGCAAGCGGAAGAACGUAUUAGAAUGGAACAAGAAAGAAAAUAUCGCGAACAACAAGAAGCAGCCAGAAAGCAAGAGGAAGAAACGUAUUAGAAUGGAACAAGAAAGAAAACAUCGCGAACAACAAGAAGCAGCCAGAA
Priapulus caudatus is the source of this 1049-nucleotide messenger RNA. Its product is annotated as trichohyalin-like. NCBI's taxonomy places the organism in Eukaryota, Metazoa, Priapulida, Priapulimorpha, Priapulimorphida, Priapulidae. The coding region runs from base 73 to 1002 and encodes 309 amino acids. The record is from RefSeq and is a predicted model, not a curated record. The transcript has 3 exons.